Aaosphaeria arxii CBS 175.79 is the source of this 2205-nucleotide messenger RNA. RefSeq lists its product as uncharacterized. The transcript has 2 exons. The record is from RefSeq and is a predicted model, not a curated record. Bases 1 to 2205 code for a protein of 734 amino acids. NCBI's taxonomy places the organism in Eukaryota, Fungi, Ascomycota, Dothideomycetes, Pleosporales.
AUGGAUUUGAUUCAACGCGAAAUCAUUGAUGCAAUCGAACGAAGCCAAAAGAGGGAAGAAGAUUCCCAUGCCGCACAGCUCACAAAUAUCAAGCAAAAGCUCGAUCUGCUGCAGGAAGAGAUUAGUGGCCGAACCAAAGAACUCAAUGUCAUUCGCAGUCUUUAUCGUCAGGAGUUACGGCGUCGGUGGGAAGAAAUUCCGGUUGCAGAUCAAGCGUCAAACGAAUGGGUGUUUACAGAAACGACAUUUCGGGACUGGUUAGAAAGCGACACGGAAGGAGAUAAUUUCUAUUGUAUCAAAGGCAGGGCUGGCAGCGGCAAAUCUACGCUACUCAAAUUUAUCGCCAGCAAUGCCUGUACCAAGACGUAUUUAAAGGAAUGGUCCAAGCCUGCAAGACUUUGCAUAGCCGAGUUUUACUUUUGGAACCAAGGCUUUGAAUUGCAGAGGAGUCACGCUGGGCUCUUACAAUCACUGCUUUAUCAGAUCCUCAAGACAGCGCCCCAAUUGACUCACGAUGUUUGCCCCGAUCGUCUCGAUCAUGAGGAUUGGUCGAUGCAAGAGUUGAAAGCCACUUUUGAACUUGUUGGAGUUCAGACCAAAAUUCCAGUCAAGUUCUGUUUCUUUAUCGAUGGUCUGGACGAAUAUAGCGGACCUGAAGAAGAACUAGUAGAAGUGUUGAAGUUUCUGUCCAUAUCGAGGAACAUCAAGAUCUGUGCCUCCACGCGGCCCAGGACUAUAUUCGACAAAUUCUUCCAGAAUCAAUCACGAAACUUCGAUAUUGCCAUCUUCACCAAGGCAGACAUGACUCGACAUGCUCAAAGCAUGCUCUACGAUACGGACCGAUUCCAAGAUAUGGAACGUUCAGACCCAGAAUGCGGCAAGAUAAUAAGCACAAUUGCCGACCUCGCCCAGGGAGUGUGGCUAUGGGUCUUUCUAGUCACAAACGAAUUGAAGAUGGCCAUCAACGGGUAUGAGGAGACACAGAAACUUGUUGAGAUAGUACAUCGAUUUCCUUCCAACUUGGACGCGUACUUCAAACGAAUGCUUCAGCGCGUUCGGCCGCCUUACAUACAAGAGAUGUCUCAUAUCUUCCUGAUAACCACCCAUCAGCGUGAUCCGUUACCUCUGUACGCAUUCUUCCUUCUAGAAAAAGAGUCAUUGGAUCCUAAUUACGCCCUAAAUGCCCCUAUUGAGCCUAUCAACGAAGGUGAAAUACAAGCCAAGUAUCAGGCCUGGUCCACUCGCAUACAGAACAGGUGCAGCGAUCUUCUGGUUGUUGACAGCAAGCCUCAUCCAUUGUUCUUGAGUCACUCAGUGAACUUCCUGCAUCGAACGGUCCUAGAGUUCCUACAAGACCACUAUGAGGAGCUGAAAGCAAAUUCGAAGCAUGAUUUCAGUCCAGCACUGUCACUCUGCAAGAUCUCGUUGGCAAUGCUGAAGUCUUUUCACAGAGUUUCCCAUGGCGAUACAAAUUCCAUGAAUCAUGCCAUGUCACUGACAUUGAGGCUUCUAAAUUAUGCACAGGAGGCUGCGAAGAAUACAAGCAGUACUGCCAUCAGAAUCCUGGUGGCAGUGCUAGACGAGGCCGACCGGGUCAAUACAUAUCAUGCACGUCAUUUUGAAUUUCACUGGACAAGUUAUUAUCGAUUGAGUUCGACCAAUGAUACCUGGCCUAAAGAUGGGAACUACAAUUUCCUUGCUCUCGCAGUUGAGUCGCACUUGGUCUUUUACGUGCGAUCUAAGUUAGAAGAGGAUCCAAGUAAUAUGAACAAGUGCAGGAGACCUCUACUGCACUAUGCGGUUCAUCCUUUCCCACCUAGUAGAGGUUUCAUAGGAGAUGAAAUCAAGUUCCUUGAUGUUGAAAUGGUCCAGGUAUUGCUUGAGCACGGAGCAGAUCCGAAUCAGACUAUGGACUUCAUUGAGGAUAGACCUACAGCUUGGGUGUUGUUCCUGUGUUGGCUGAUGUAUGUCGAUGAACCUGGAAAUGUUAAACCCUUUGACGAUACAUGGUAUCACGCCUGCAUAUUGUUUGUCCAGCCUGGCGCGCGUAGGCCCUGUGUUUUAUAUCACGAUUAUCCCGAUAUCACUGUUCAGUCCAUUCUGACAGAAGUGUUUGGGUCUAGCAAGGCAGAAUAUUUGCAAAGUCUUAUGGAUGUCCAAGAGAGAAAACGAGAGCCCUCACAGAAGCACUGCAUCGUGCUGUAA